Messenger RNA from Homalodisca vitripennis (glassy-winged sharpshooter), 733 nucleotides. RefSeq lists its product as uncharacterized. The record is from RefSeq and is a predicted model, not a curated record. The transcript has 4 exons. Lineage: Eukaryota; Metazoa; Arthropoda; Insecta; Hemiptera; Cicadellidae. The coding region runs from base 128 to 703 and encodes 191 amino acids.
ACAACAAUCGGUGGCACCCACGAAGCAACAUGAUCCAGUGAAUUAACAACACCAACAAGCACACUUCACCACACAAUAAUUUCACGUUUACAAGAUAAAUUCAAGUUUACAUUAAAAUAAAUUCAAAAUGGGGAUUCAGUCGAACACCAGUUCUUGCCAGAGGAAAGCACUUAUAGAGAAAGUUCGGAAAGUUUUGAAAGAAAUGGAUAAUGCGAAAGUGGAGAACCGCUGUUGCUGCACGAGCCCCGAUAGUCCACCCGAGGGUAAAAGAAUAGUCUCCACAGCAUGUCUCGACGGCACUAAAGGACUUGAGAAGAUCGUCCCUGCUAAGAAAGAUAAAUACGUCUGGGUACCGCCACAGAUAGACAAUCGUCCGGCCUUGGACCCUAGUAUGUCCUGCUACGCGGCUACGGUGGCCAACCAGUUCUACGACCAAUGGAAGGGCUGCAAGCUCGACUGUGUCCCUAGCAAGACUGGACGCGAGGAACACACCCACUGGUGGAACGAACCCCAGGGCCGCCAAGGAGGAACGGGAUCGUCUGGGCAACAGCCCGACUACUGCGAGGAUCCUGACUUCGAACCUCCCACACCUCUCGGUCACCAGGCGUGGAGCCUGGAGCCGGGUGGUACUUGCAGGUACCCUCAAUACUGUAGGGCCCAUUGCUUCGACCACAACCCGGAUCGAGAUUGGGCUCGACCUUGAAUCGUCCUUAAUAAACAUUUAUACACAAAA